Chelonus insularis is the source of this 3682-nucleotide messenger RNA. Its product is annotated as transcription factor mef2A-like. Bases 1 to 3558 code for a protein of 1185 amino acids. The transcript is spliced from 3 exons. The record is from RefSeq and is a predicted model, not a curated record. Lineage: Eukaryota; Metazoa; Arthropoda; Insecta; Hymenoptera; Braconidae.
AUGCUUAGAGCAAUUAGGAACAAUGCAUUAAAUAUAAUCCUGUUAUUACUUUACUGGCCGUGCGUGAGAAGUGCUGAGACAAAUCAUGACAUCGAUCAAGUUGCUGUUGCUUCAUAUGCUUUAUCAUCAGUGUCCAAAAUUACGAAUCAUGAUAUAGAUCGUACUUUAUUAUCACCAUCAUCAAAAUUCAAUCAUAGUACCAUCCACUAUGAAAAUUCAAAUGGAUUUGUUCCAAUUUUAUCAGACACUAACCAUAAUCCAGUGAUAGUUGGACCUCCAAGAAAUGAACGAAGUUUUUCUACAGAAAAUUAUGAAAAACAUUUCUCCAAUGAUUUUAAGCUUGUUCUGAAUAAUUCUAAUCCAGAUGCAAAUCGAAGGUUAGACUCCCAAGAUGAUCAGAAAGAAUUUGAGAUUUUAAAAGUUAACGAAAAAAUUCCAGCAGUAGCAAACUACCACGAUUUUUACGAAAAUCUACAAAAACCACAGAAUAUUUAUCAAUAUGGAGCAGCUGAUUAUGAUGCAUAUGCUAAAAAUAAUUGGAAUACUCAAGCUGUGGAUGCACAACAAAAUCAACAUCAAAAACCAGUAGUAGUACAACCAAGUGAUUAUAAAGUCAAUGUAAACUACAAUCCGCAACCGACAUUCAAAGUUACUACACUGAGCCCACCUUCUUACAAAUCUGCUCAUAAAUAUGAAAGAAAUCUAUCGGAAGAUCGAUACGACCGAAGUGAGGAUUAUUCUGAUGAGAACACAGAUUACUACGAAAUUACAGAGCGAUCGAGAAAACUUCAUAAAAGUAGAAGAAAACCUUACUCUGAUAGUUCAAGGAAGUUACCCAAAGAACAUCGUGUCCCUGACGAUUUAGUUAGAACAAAAUCGCAUCGAAAUCGAGGGAAACCAAGCUAUUGGAAUGAGGAGGACCACUCAAGUCAGGAAGAAAAUUCUGGAGAAGCUACUAAAGAAACUCAAUACCGAGAUAAAGGAAAUGGAAAAAAAGAAAAUCAAAAAGAGAAAUCCAAUUCUUGGAGUCAAAUUGGUCCGAAUGUUGAAUUUUCUCCAUCCAAUGCUUAUGAGUUAAGUCAAAUAGAUAAACCAGACGUUUUAGUUCCUGUUAACUUUAAACUUGUCCCUGUAACUAAUUUUGACCACAACACAGCAAUAGGAAAUAGUCAAGGAUUUGAUGUAUCUAACACAGGGGCGUCAAACUUUGUUCCCUCAGGAUCAAUUGUGAGUACUGCUUCUCCUCUCGUAAGCAGUGGUCCACCGAUUAUGAUGCAAACGACACCAGCAACUCCUAUAAAAAAUGGUUAUGUUUAUUCUACAGUUUCUGAUAUCGUUGUAGGCCAAAAUUCAUUCCAGACUCCUAUACAAACACUUUUACUUCCUCAAAGUAAUAGUAAAUAUAAUUCAAACGUUAAAACAUACAUUCAAAGUACAGCAACACCCAUCUACGUUAAUCCAACGAUGCAAUCAUUAACGACGAUGCAAAGUACUGGAACAUCAAAACCUCACGUAGUAGCUCCUCAAGUCACCGGACCACAAUUAUUCUAUCCUUCUUCAACUGUACAACCUAUUUAUCACACUCCUGCUUCUCCUACGAAUUAUAACAUCAUGAUUAAUCCUCACAGUAUGCAUGGACAAAAUAUACCCACACAAUCUCCAACUAACAAUCACGGAAAUGUCCCUUCAUAUUCUGGAGAGAACCAGAAAAAAAAUACUUUCUCUGGAUCACACGGUCAUUUAAUAGCAUCUGCUAGUUACUCAGUAGGUCAUGGAGAUCAAUCCCAAAACUCAAAUGCCAAUAAUAAUAACAACCAUAACAGCAACAAUCGGUAUUAUGUACCAGUGAAUAAUUUAAACACUAAUGUACCUGCUGCACCUCAAGCUAAUGCACAAGUAUUGAGGCCUCAAAUGCAAACAAACGUGUAUCCAGUUUAUAAAAAUGAAAACAUAGGAUCGAGAAUUAAAACUUAUUUACCACAUAUCGUGCCUGGUUUCAUUCAAGCGACACCAGUUCCUGCAGUAAGCAUGAUUAAUUAUGGUCAACCUCAAGGUCAACAGUAUACUAAUGUGGGAAAUAAUAUUCUUGAAAAUACAUGGAAGCAACUACAGCAACUUCAAGCAAAUGAGCAACAAAAAUAUCAAAAUCUACAUACGUAUCCUGGUCGAGAUCAUACUGGUAGUCCAAGUAGUAAUCAUGAACAUGCUAUUAAUGUGAUUCAAGCCAAUGAUAAAGGUCAAUUACCAGUGGUGGGCAUGCAGAAUAUUGAAAUUAUGAAUCCGAAUUUAACUCCAGUUGCUGCUCAAGUGAUUCCUCAAUUUCCUACUGCUGUUGUGACUACACCAAUUCCAAUCAUAAGCACUCCAGGAGGAUUUAUAGCAACAGGGCCAGUUGUGACUCCGACACCAGUAGAGCCAAAUACCGUUCAAAAUUAUGUCGAUUCUUUAACACAUAUUGGCACGAAAGCUACCGGACAGCAUUCAGGAGCUGAUAGUUUUGUAUAUAAUCCCAUGAAUUUUGUACCGAAUAUGGAGUUAAUCAAAAGUCAAACGAUACUCAAUGGAAAAAUUCAAGAACCUCUUCCUCCAUCUCUAAACUUAGUACCAAUUGUACCUGGAGGAAAAUUUUAUAAACAUGAUCAUGCUGCUCAGUCGGACUUGAUUACUAAACCAAAACUUAGUUCUGAUUUGGAAAAGUAUGCUGAAGAAAUGUUUAAAGAAUCAAUUAGAACUAUUUAUAAUACACAUAAAUGGAAUACUGAUAGAAAAGUUAAAAAUUUGACGUUUGCUGACGGUGUAGACUAUGGAAAGUUGAAAAAAGAUUUAGAAAAACUUAGAGCAGCAAUGGCUAACACCAAAUAUGGAAAAGAAGUACUUGAAGCUCAUCAUUCAGAAACACAAUUCCGUACUGCUGAUCCGCUAAGAUCGAAGAGACCUGGGUUAUCAGUUGCAGCACUUGAACAUCUAUUCAAGAAUGACUUUAAACCUUCUUCAGAUUCUCAUUUAUUACAGAGACCAUCAGAGAUCAAAAUCAAUGAUUUUUUAACACCACCAGAAGUUAAUUCUUUUGUUGCUGGUAAUUCAUUUAUUGACAAAUCGAAAAAGAAGAAAAAACGAACCAAAGCACGACCACAUUCGCGUCCAAGCUCUCAUAAUUCACGACCAAAUAAUUUAGAAACUUCUGCAAGCCAUGUGACUUUCCAUCGUCGACCUCAUCACACUCGAAAUGUUAAUGGUGAUUAUCGUGGAAAAGAAAACAAAUUUGAUAAUUAUCCGACCUUUACUACUUCCUCUCCUGACUUCACUGUUUUUCAGCUUCCAAAAAACCAUCAUACGUCAAAGAGUGAUUACAUCGACUUCAACCUCCCUCGCACGCACAAUUUCUUAGGGUGGCUUAUGAAAGCAAAGCAGUUGCCUCCAGGAGCAGCAGAGAGUAUUGCAAAUAAUUACAAUGAAAAUGAUUAUCCAUAUUAUUUUGACGAAAAUCGUCGGAUUUAUCAAAGGCAACCACCACCAAUGCCGCCUGUUCCUGUGUCUUAUUUUCAAUACUAUCGCUGAAAAAUUAGGUUGUUAUCUGAAAUAAAUCAAAAUUAUCCGCUUGCUCCUACCAAAGUGUGAGAAUGGAGUUUUUUUACUAACUUAAAUUAAGUAUCUAAUGUUUAAUUCUCUAAUUAAGAUUAUU